Molecule: messenger RNA, 2005 nt
Organism: Nicotiana tabacum (common tobacco)
Lineage: Eukaryota; Viridiplantae; Streptophyta; Magnoliopsida; Solanales; Solanaceae
Product: GTPase ERA-like, chloroplastic
Biological process (GO): ribosomal small subunit assembly
Molecular function (GO): GTP binding; ribosomal small subunit binding; rRNA binding
Source: RefSeq, a predicted model, not a curated record
GAGUAGAGUGACUCAUAAUCCAAAAAUGAGAGCGCUAUGUCUGAACCUUUCUUUAUUCCCAGCAACUCUUCUUCCUAGAAGAAAUUACAUUUCUCUUAUCCAUUCCCACUGUAACUGCUUUUCACCUUCUCUUCCCGGCAAUAAUGGCCGUUUCCGGCUACGCGCCACCAAUAGUCGCCGCAAGUCGGAGCCUUUUCUCGAUGACAAAGAAGAAGAAGAAGAAGAAGUUGAAGCAGAAGAAAAGGACAAUAUUAUUAUGAGCAUGAGGAGGUCUAAAGGUGUGAUAGACACAAAUGAAGCAGAAGAAGAAGAAGAAGAAGAAGAAGAAGGGGAAGAGGAAGAGGAUUCGCCGAUGGUGCUGUCACUGAGUGUCAAACCAGACCGAAACAUAUCUUUACUUGAUGAUUACGAAUUGGAGGAGCUCGAUUUCGUUCCUCUUGAUCCCAAUCAUCGCAGUGGAUAUGUGGCAGUGGUUGGGAAGCCGAAUGUAGGGAAAAGUACACUUUCCAAUCAAAUGGUUGGCCAGAAACUGUCCAUUGUUACUGAUAAACCUCAAACCACGCGUCAUCGAGUUCUUGGUAUUUGUUCUGGCCCAGAGUAUCAGAUGAUACUUUAUGACACUCCCGGUGUCAUAGAGAAGAAAAUGCACAAGUUAGAUUCAAUGAUGAUGAAGAAUGUCCGGAGUGCAGCAGUUAAUGCAGACUGUGUGGUUGUUGUUGUAGACACAUGUAAGGCUCCUGAAAAGAUAGAUGAAGUGUUGGAAGAGGGUGUUGGAGACCUAAAAUAUAAAGUACCGACAUUGUUAGUCUUGAAUAAGAAGGACCUGAUCAAGCCUGGUGAAAUUGCAAAGAAACUUGAGUGGUAUGAGAAAUUUACGGACGUUGACGAGGUGAUACCUGUAAGUGCAAAGUAUGGUCAUGGAGUAGAAGAUAUCAAGGACUGGAUAUUAUCUAAGCUUCCUCUUGGGCCUGCUUAUUAUCCCAAGGACAUUGCUAGUGAGCAUCCCGAAAGAUUUUUUGUAGCUGAAAUUGUCAGAGAGAAGAUAUUUUUGCAAUACCGAAAUGAAGUUCCUUAUGCGUGUCAGGUUAAUGUAGUUAGCUACAAGACUAGACCAAAUGCGAAAGACUUCAUUCAAGUCGAAGUUAUAGUGGAGAAGAACACUCAAAAGAUCAUCCUUAUUGGGAAGGAAGGAAAAGCUUUGAAGCUUCUUGCUACCGCUGCAAGGCUUGACAUAGAAGAUUUCUUGCAAAAGAAAGUUUUUCUGGAGGUUGAGGUGAAGGUGAAAGAGAACUGGAGGCAAAAUGAAGGUCUCCUCAAGAACUACGGAUAUGGGGGCCACAUUCAAGCUUUGUGAUUUGAAAAUCUACUUUGAACUCGAUAUGGAUGGAAUGCAAUUGAAUGAUCAGGAGAUCUUGAUACUUCAUGAUGAACUAGCUAUAAUUUCUAUAAAUGUUAUCCCAAAGUACAACAGGCUAAGUAGGCAAAUGGGAUCUUGUGGAAGUUCUUGAUAUCAGGCUCAGGUACCACAAAUAUCCUUGCAGAGAGUGGUCAUUAUGUGAAUGCACCAGAUCUCAUCUCAGCACUGCCAGUCUGCUUUGUGAUCAACUGUAGUUGUCGCUUGAAGGAUGCUGUUGAAAGGAGAGAGAACUUGGCAGAAGAUGCAGGUGGCUGCCCACUCAGCAAGUUAACCUUUAGGCGUUUGUUAUCUUCUGUCUUUCCUGUCAAAUUGUUUAACUAAUGUUGCAUUGUUAGUGCUCUAGAGUAAGAUGUUCUGACGGACUAAUUGCUGCUCUGCAUUGGAAAAAGGUGGAAAGAGGUGUAUUGUCAUUUCUGGGUUGGAACUGAUUGAAAUCACUGUAAAACCUGUUUUUUCGUGCACAAAAAGUCUUGUACAUUUUAUUUGCAGCAGAGGUUUUUGUAGGAAGUUGCCCUCAGCUGUAACAGGAAUGAUAUAUUGUCUUAAUAUUCUCGAAAUUUAAUGCAGAUGUAUUUAGUUACUGAAUCA